Messenger RNA from Bombina bombina (fire-bellied toad), 1710 nucleotides. It is a transcript of the gene NRIP2, whose product is annotated as nuclear receptor interacting protein 2. Lineage: Eukaryota; Metazoa; Chordata; Amphibia; Anura; Bombinatoridae. The transcript has 6 exons. The coding region runs from base 313 to 1134 and encodes 273 amino acids. The record is from RefSeq and is a predicted model, not a curated record.
CCACAGAAUUGAAAAGAGCGGAGGGAGGGAGGGAUAGUAUAGGAAUCACUGCAGAGCAGGGGGAGGGAGCAGAGGAAGGAAUCCCCAGAAUAACAGAGAGAGGGAACAAUACAAGGAACCAGGAGGAUUACAGCGGGAGAGGAAAAAAGAUAGCAGAAGUGAGGCAGAUAGAAGAGGGUACUGAGGGGGGAAAGGGGAGAAAAAAUACAAUAUAGAUUUAGUCUGAGGAGAGGGGAAGACACAGGUAAGGUUAGCAAGGAAAGGUGAAAAGGCAAAAGAGUGCAGAGGGCAUUGUCUGUGGCAACCUGUACUAUGAGUUGCCAGAAGUAUCCUGGGGUGUCAAGGGGAGAUGUAGGGAUGAGGGAUCCCCCUGGUCUGGAGCAGCGUAUAAAAGGGACAGCUAUUCUGCACCAGCAGAGACGUUUGAAACAAGCCACGCAGUUUGUGCACAAGGACUCUGCAGAUCUGUUGCCUCUGGAUCAGCUCCGGAGAUUGGGAACAACCAGUAAAGACCUGCAACCACACAGUGUAAUACAGAGACGAAUCCUUGGAAGCAGUGUUGACAAGGAGCCCAACAGCUUGGCACAACCUUCUGACCUGGAAGAUGAGGGUAAGCAACUACAACACCAAACAAACAAGGAGAUAGUGUAUCCCCACCUGUGUGAUAACAGAUCGGAUCCACCUCACCUAUGUGAUGAGGGAUCACAAAUCAUCUGCUUGAAUGACGAGAGACCAAAACCACCACAUCCAUGUGAAGAGACUUUGGGUGGAUGGAAGGAAAACAUACUGCUUAUCCCAUGUAAGGUCUGCACUCAAGAUGUCAGAGCCAAGCUUUCCAUUGAACAUCAGCAGAACUUUAUAUCACGCAGUUUUGCAGAGAGAUUGGGGUUUGGGAUCUCCCUUGAGAAAGGAAACCCUGAAGAGCUGAAUGUGGAUAUUGAGCUUGGAACUGAAAGACUGAAAGGCAAAGCAGUGCUUAUGGAUAAUGGUGUCACAGAAUUCAUUCUGGGCCUAAGUGCACUGGUUACCCUUAAGAGUUGCAUUGACUUGGAUAAGGGGGUCCUGAAAACUCCAUCCCAGGAAAUCUCUUUCUUAAGUCCCCUGAAGAGAGAAUGCAUCAGCGCAAGAACAUAGCUGUGACUGACCAACCUCUUAAUGGAGAUUAGAAGAAACAUUACUUCACUUCUAUAGAUAACAAAGUACAAAUGACAAAUACAAAGCACACUUUAUAUGCCCACUUCAUAAAGACUGUCAGAAAUGCAAAUAAAACAUUACUAGGACUAUUCUAUGUUUCUAUUAGCCAUCUUUCUAUUCUGUUGGAGGCUAGUAGGCCCUGGAGUAAUCUGGUAAAGCAUUGUUGUUUCAAGAAUUCCAAUAGAGGUGGUUAAGGGCAUAAACUAAUGCAUAUGGCUAUACUGAGAAUUUAAUAAGCUUGCACUUCAGGAGAGAACAUUGGCAGACCUGAUGGUCUUCUUGUAUUUAUCUGCCAUCAAAACUUACAUUCCUAGAGGAAGGUAUAGGCAAGCUGAACUUACUUCUUCUUGAGGUCUCUGAGUGGAUUAAGAAUCCUCCAUAUACACUUGUUACAACACUGCAUGUCCUCAUCAUUGUCUUCGGUUUUCUGUGCUUGUUAAUAUAGAUAAGAAGGAUAUGGGGAAGAUGCACCUGAUGAAUAAUAAUGAAACCAAUAAAGGAAUUGUGCUGCUAAGA